AUGAUGAAUAAGGGACACCAGGAGCAGGCAAGGGACUACAAAAGAGAGAUCCCCGCUGCCUGCGACGCCAUGAUGUAUGAACAGCGUGAGAGGGAGAAGAUCCAACCAUUGACGAAGUGUUUUUACAACACAUUUAACGGGCAGCAGGGCGCCCUCUUGACUCCUGGCUCCUGGGAUUCUCCACCACCAGCUGCUGCUGCUAGCCUGCUACCAACAAUUCGCGCAUUUCUUCGUGUUUCUCCUUCAGUUCCUCGCUUGCAUCUUCUGCUAGAUCAAGUUGACCCUUGCCCCGCCGCCGCCAGUGACGAUGUCACUCUGGUUCUCGUCGGAAAGGUUGGCGCCGGCAAGAGCGCCACCGCUAAUAGCAUCCUAGGUUUCGACGCGUUCGCGUCGGAGUACUCCUACACCAGCGUUACCGAGACGUGCCAGAUGAGGAGUCUUAGCAUCCUAGGUUUCGACACAUCUGGGCUGUAUGACAUAAAUGUCAAAACCGAAGACACCCAUAAGGAGAUUGCCAAGUGCAUGGAUAUGUCCAGGGACGGCAUACAUGCCAUGCUCAUGGUUUUCUCAGCUGCUACUAGGUUUACGCCUGAAGAUGCGGAUACAAUCAAGUCCAUCAAAAUAUUUUUCGGGGAAAAAAUUGUCGACCAUAUGAUACUAGUUUUCACAUAUGGGCAUCAAGUAGGUGAGAUGACCUGGAGGAAGAUGCUGACUGACAAGAACGCAAGAUAUCUGCAGGACACAAUACAGGCAUGCGGAGAUAGGGUCCUUCUCUUUGACAACAAGUCCUAUGAUGAGCUGAAACUACACAGACAACUAGUGGAACUGUUCGAUGCAGUGGACACUAUAAUAGCACGCAAUAGAGGAAAACCCUUCUCAAACCAGAUGUUCGCUCAGAUUCAGGAAGUGUAUGCCACGAGAGAAGACAUUCGUGUCCAGACUGAACAAAUGUUGAACUCUCAGAAAGAGAUAUAUGAUGGGCAUAUUAUGCAGAUUGCAAAGAUGGUGGAGGAAAAGCUUAACACUACAAUAGAGAGUCUGCAACAACAACUAAGGGAGGAGCAAAAAGCAAGAGAGGAGGCCGAGAAAAAGUCUCCUAAUGAAGUGCAAACCAUCCUAGAUGAGUACCAACAAGUGAUCAAGAGGUACAAAUCUAAAUGCAAAGUUCUUGAAAAUGAAUAUGCUAAGCUUAAGGCCUCAAAUAAUGAGUUGCUUAUUAGACACAAUGAGGUAGUAGAAACUCAUGAUACAUGUAUUGUUUCUAGCAAGCAACUUAGAGAGGAGCAUGACAAGUUACUUGCUAAGCACAAUGAAUUGAAUGUUAAACAUGAGAAAGUAGUUGUGCUUAAUAAGUCACUUACUUCAUGCAACAAGAAACUUAAAUUUAAUUAUGCCAACUUAAGUAUGAAGUAUCAAGAACUUGACCUUGCCUUUGAUGCCUUGGAUGAAGAACUAAAAGAAACUCAAAAGGAAGUCAUCAAAGUCAAUAUAUCUACUUCUUGUGAUGAUCUUGUGGAGUUGCCUCACCCUACUAUUUAUCAUCAUACUUCUCCUUCUUGUUCAAAGACUAACCAUGAUAGGGAGAAACAACUUGAGGAGGAACUUGAAAGUGGCGCCGGCGGCGAGAGCGGCAGCGGUCGUGGUAGGAGCUUCGCGGAGGUCGUCACGGAAGUGUACGCCGGGCCUGCUAAUCCCCCCAAUCGACUUGUACGGGCCCUGCGGUGGUGGUCUAGGAGUCAAAGGGGUGCGGAGGUCGCCGGCGGCGGCAAUUUCUUGCGAAUGGGGCUCACCUGCGGCGGCGGCUUCGUGAGCAAAUCCGGCGUGGGUGUGGUCAUGAGUCGGAGCAGCGGCUCGGUGCGCGUCUGGGCGUCGAAGUGGGGCUAA
Messenger RNA from Panicum virgatum (switchgrass), 1884 nucleotides. RefSeq lists its product as uncharacterized. The record is from RefSeq and is a predicted model, not a curated record. The transcript is spliced from 9 exons. Bases 1 to 1884 code for a protein of 627 amino acids. Gene Ontology annotation, molecular function: GTP binding. Lineage: Eukaryota; Viridiplantae; Streptophyta; Magnoliopsida; Poales; Poaceae.